GCAUAUUGCCUCCGAGUGUACCACAAAAUCUCUUUGUUGGAAUUGCCGAGAGCCAGGCCACAUGGCUGGAGAUUGUCCAAAUGAAGGAAUCUGCCACACUUGUGGAAAGGCAGGACAUCGUGCUAGAGACUGCGCGGCUCCUCCCCUGCCUCCUGGUGACCUGAAGCUGUGCAAUAACUGCUUCAAGCAAGGCCAUAUUGCAGUCGACUGCACCAAUGACAAGGCAUGCAAAAAUUGUAGGAAGACUGGUCACCUGGCACGUGAUUGUCAAAAUGAUCCUGUGUGCAACCUAUGUAAUAUAUCUGGUCAUAUGGCGAGAGAUUGCCCCAAAGCUGGUGCUCUUGAAGAGAGGGGUGGUGGAGCUCGUCCUUUUGGUGGGGGAGGAGGAUAUAGGGACAUUGUAUGUCGUAACUGCCAGCAAGUGGGCCACAUGAGUCGAGAUUGCAUGCCAUUGAUGAUCUGUCACAACUGUGGGGGAAGAGGACACCUAGCUUAUGAGUGCCCCUCCGGAAGGUUUAUGGACCACCCCUCCGGAAGGUUUAUGGACCGCCCUCCGGGAAGGUUUAUGGACCAUCCCCCUGGAAGGUUUAUGGACCGUUUUCCUAGGAGGUACUGACUGAUAAAAGACCUGCCAUAUCAAUAGGGUGACUAUUGAUGAUAUCUUGUUCUUCUUCCCUCUUCGAAUUGGGAUUGACAUUUACUUUAGAAUAUCGGAAUUUUGGAACUACUUAUUUUGAUUUGUGUCUUUAUAUCUUUUGAAUGGAUAUGAUGAAACUAUUAUUUAGAACAUGGAUUGAUGUAAACUAUAGCGAGGCGCAUUUUUAUUUGGUGAUUCUGCUAGCCAAUGCAAGGAUGAGGGCAACGAACAUAUUGGUUU
Messenger RNA from Nicotiana tabacum (common tobacco), 877 nucleotides. NCBI's taxonomy places the organism in Eukaryota, Viridiplantae, Streptophyta, Magnoliopsida, Solanales, Solanaceae. The record is from RefSeq and is a predicted model, not a curated record.